CGAUACAUACACACCUACACCCCACCCCAUCCCAUCCCCGCCAUGCCCGACGUCAACACAAUCUCACCCCCUCCCCACGCCUCGCCCUCGCCUCGCACCCAGUCGCCCUCGAGCUCGCGCUCUCCCCACUCGCUCGCUGCCACGGCUGCCUUGAAUGCCGGCAUCCACAGCCAGGAUUCGCGCUCGCCCUCGUCGGGUGACAUACGCAGAGAUGCAGAGCGUGCCCGUCGCCGCUCCAGCAUCCGCAUGAACCUCAACCUCAACGAUCCCGCCCUACCUGCCCCCGGCGAGAUGCAGCAAAGCCCUUCAGCUCGCGCCAGAGGCACCGGCACCUGGCCACACAGCCCCCACCACGAGCGCGCCCCUAGCCUGGGGGAGCUGCACCAGGAGCUUGAGGCUGAGCAGGAGGGCCAGGUCAACCGCCUCCUCAAUAUGAUUCGCGCCCAGCAGGCCCAGAUAAACAGCCUCCAAGCCAACCAGCACCCCUCGUCCGCCUCUGCUGUUGUCGACGACGGCACCCCAACCUCGGAGCGUUCCAUGUCCAUCCCCGCCUCGCACUCGCACUCGCAGCACAUGUCGCCGCUGCCCUCGGCCGCCCAGCCCCGCUCCCGUUCGCCCUUUGGCCUGGGUUCUAUCAGCCGCCAGUCGUCGUUUGCAGACCGCUCACGCCACAGCAGUCAUGCGGGCUCUCCCGCCCUGCGGCCCAUAUCCGGCCAAGCCGGCUCCUACGACCCCCACGACAUGCUUCCCAGCCCUGCAGCCGCUAGAGAUGAAAGUGCUUUUUACCAGGCAGAGACCCAGAAUCUGACUCGCGAGAACCAGAUGCUCAAGCAGCGCAUACGAGAACUAGAGCGCCAGCUAGCAGAACAAAACCCUACCAGCCAAACCACCCACUCGCCCUCUGUCCACUCUAGUCUUGCCCCAACCCCUAAUCGCCAGGCCGACAAUGGUGAUGAUGGCACCCAGGAUGCCCAGCCCUCGGCCACUGCAGAGUAAUUUUGGGUCUUUUUUGUUAUAUCUUUUUUUCCUACGGGCGUCAGGUUGGGUUUCUCCUCUCAUGACAUGAUUAUGACGGUGGCGGCGGUUGCAUGGUAAUGGCGUUGAAGUGGUUUUGAGAAGAAAAAAACAGUGACUCCUAGUCAUCGUUCUUUUUUUCGGUAAUUUGCAGUACGACCAAUGGCUUGUGGCUGAAUUCGUCACGUUAAUUGACUAUUUUGGUUUUCGCAUGUGUGGUUCCGACAUGACUGUACUUUUGGUCUGGGAUUAAUUGUUUGCUUACCCCAUUGCACAGCAACAACCUUGCGAGAACCAGAACAAAAUGACAAUAAUCAUGAG
Molecule: messenger RNA, 1335 nt
Organism: Bipolaris maydis ATCC 48331
Lineage: Eukaryota; Fungi; Ascomycota; Dothideomycetes; Pleosporales; Pleosporaceae
Source: RefSeq, a predicted model, not a curated record